UUAAUUGGGAGGCAGUUCGGAAUGGGAUGUUUGUGUUUGAGGAAGGCCACCUCCUUUCCUUCAGUGCCGCAGGAUGUUAUGAACACUCUCAAGAAACAAACAACACUGAGUCGAAGUCAAAUAAAGUAUCUUUACAUUCGUUUCUACCAGUUUUCAGGAGGAGGCAAGGAUCCUCCGGGUGAGCUGUACAAAUACAAUUUUUAUUCUGGGCUCCUGCAACUGAAUCCAUUGCUGCCCACCAUCUUGAACUCAAUGUUCGGGGAUAAGGUGACAAUCAGCUUUUUGGAUUUCGCCCUUUUUCUGAGUACCUUUCAGGCUCACUCGCUAAAAACCAGCAGAACGCUAAAGAACGCAACUAUGGACAGAAAGUUACGAUUACUCUUCAACAUGUACGAUCAUAACAAAGAUGGUCGCAUCACAAAGUAUGAUUUGGUUAUAGUGGUCCACAAACUUUUCUCAAAUCUUUUGGAUCAUGUGCAAAUAAUGCGCAUAGUGGACACAAUGAUGAAGGAAAUGGACAAAUCGGACUCAAACCAAAUACUAUUUGUCGACUUCUGCAAAGCGUUGGAGGUCUUUGACAUGACCGAAAUGAUGGUCACCUGGAUACCCGAAUUCCACGGUAGAACCUCUGAUGAUUUACACUGAUCAAUUAUUUU
Molecule: messenger RNA, 656 nt
Organism: Drosophila rhopaloa
Lineage: Eukaryota; Metazoa; Arthropoda; Insecta; Diptera; Drosophilidae
Product: calcineurin B homologous protein 2
Exons: 3
Coding region: 22-645 (207 amino acids)
Molecular function (GO): calcium ion binding
Source: RefSeq, a predicted model, not a curated record